AUGCCACCCAAAGCAGCUCCUUGCAAACAUGUUAUGUUAUCUGACGAAGAACUGGCAUCGGGAAUCACCAGUUUGGAUAAUAUACAAGCUGGAGUAGAACAAUUUCAUACAAAUGGAAUUGUCAUAGUUGAGAAUGCCAUUCCUCAUGAUAUUCUCGAUAAAUUCUACCAGAAGAUGGAUACCGAUGGUGCUAAAAGGUUGCAAGAUCCGACAGUGUUUUUCAAUCAUGGCAACGAGAAGACCAAUUUCUCCAUAUGUCCUCCUCUAUCCAAAGAGUGGCUCGCCGAAGAUAUAUGGGCCAACAAACAUGCUGCUGCAGUAAUGGAGGGUGUAUUUGGGAAACCACAACUAGCAUAUGCGGGAAGUAAUAUCAACCUCCCAGCUUCAGAUCCAAAGUCUCGUCAGGCUGUACAUGUCGAUACUUACUACGAACAUCACCCAUUUCCCACCUGCAUCGAGCUUUUCAUGUAUCUCCACGACGUAUCCCCCACAAAUGGCUCUACCGAACUCUGGCCCGGCUCUCAUAUCAAAUAUGAUUUGAAAAAUUUAGUAGACCACGGUCGUGGCUGGGUAAAAUCAUCAGCUUUCAAUCGUCGUGCAGAAUAUUCUCCCCCCUUCCAACCCACUAUGCCUAAAGGUUCCAUCGGCAUCCGUGAUCUCCGCCUCUGGCACGCCGGUAUGCCCAAUCUGUCAAAUCAGAAUAGGAUUAUGCUUGGGUUUAUCUACUUUCCUCGCUGGUACCGCAGUCCCAUGCGCAUCAUGCUUCCUGAGAACUGCAAGCCUAUCGUGGAGACAUGGACACACGUUGAUGCGGUUGGGGCGACGACGUUUGUGGAUGGGGAAGUAGAUCAUUUGGAUCAGACGUUGGGAACGCUGGCCUAUUUGAAUUUUACACAGGAUCCGAAUUUGGGGAUAAAACAGAUUCGGGCGAAGAUUGAUAAGGAGCAGGGAAGAGAGCCGAAUGCGAUGUUGAAGGUUACGGAGAAUGAUUACUGGGCUCCGGGGAGGAACAAGUUGAGUGAGUCAGCGGGUGAUAAGUUUGGCGGGAUGAGAUCGCGCUCGAGUCGUAGGGGUAGAGGAGGCAGACAGCUUGAUCCUUUGAAGCCGAAGACUGGGAGUAUUAAGAAAAAAACUUGGAAAUAG
Messenger RNA from Botrytis porri, 1143 nucleotides. RefSeq lists its product as uncharacterized. Bases 1 to 1143 code for a protein of 380 amino acids. The record is from RefSeq and is a predicted model, not a curated record. NCBI's taxonomy places the organism in Eukaryota, Fungi, Ascomycota, Leotiomycetes, Helotiales, Sclerotiniaceae. The transcript has a single exon.